Molecule: messenger RNA, 1141 nt
Organism: Aphanomyces invadans
Lineage: Eukaryota; Oomycota; Saprolegniomycetes; Saprolegniales; Verrucalvaceae
Product: iojap-like ribosome-associated protein
Exons: 3
Coding region: 18-1097 (359 amino acids)
Biological process (GO): negative regulation of ribosome biogenesis; negative regulation of translation; regulation of DNA-templated transcription
Molecular function (GO): DNA binding; DNA-binding transcription factor activity; ribosomal large subunit binding
Source: RefSeq, a predicted model, not a curated record
AAUUCACAACCGAGACGAUGCUGGUUUCUCGCCUCAAGCACAUCUCUGCCGUGGCGGCGGCGGUGCGGCCUUCCUCCAAGCGCGUCUUGCGUGCGUCCAUGGGUAUCAACGCAGUCUCAGUUCAACACAUGGCUCGCGGCGUCGUCAGCUUUGGCACUCGCUCGAUGGCCUUUCACACUUCUCGCAGUGUCCUCAAAGUCAUUGAUAGCGACCACAACGAUGAAGUCACCAAGGAUAACAACGAGCACGACGAAGACUGCACUGCAGAGAAGCAGAUGACGGACGAAGGAGAUGACGAAGACGCAGAAGAAGACGAAGGUGUGCCGUCUGAGUCCUACACUGGCGUGACCUUUCACACCUCGCGCAUCAAAAAGUGGAGUGCCAGCGUUACGGUGGGCAACAUCGAAGUGGACGCUGGUCAAUUUUGGACGGAAGAAGAUGCCGCCAAGGGCUACGACGAGCUCGUCCGCAUGUACUUGGAGCCCGGCGCCCCUCUGAACUUCCCCGACGGCCAACAUGACGACGACGAGGACGCCUCGUACAACCUCGCAUCGACAGUGCCGCAUGCCGCGACUUCGCACGACUGGACGCUGCCGGACGCCGGUUCUCGCCAUGCUGACAUAAUUCCGCCCAUCCCAAAGACGUACUUGACCAUGGACGAACUCUUGCCAGCCCUCGAACGUGAGCAGGCGAUCGACGUGUACACGAUCGAUUUGGCCGGCAAGUCGAGCUUGGCGUCGCACAUGGUGUUUUGCACGGGGCGAUCACGGAACCACAUGCGUCGGAUGGCAGACAUGGUGAUCCUGUCGAUGAAAGCGCGCAACAUGGACGACGACUUUGGGUACGUCGUCGAAGGCCGCGACUGCGACGACUGGAUGAUUGCCGACGUCAACAACAUCGUGGUUCACUUUAUGACGGCCGAGACGCGAAAGAUGCUCGCGCUUGAAGACCAUUGGGAAAACAUGGUGAACGACAAGCAUCGCCUGUACGGCCACCUGUCUGAAGACGAAUACAUGGACAAGUACGGGAUGUCGACCUUGUUGACCGAAGACGACUUUUUGCACGAAGACAGCAUCGACCACACCGUGUGGAAGUAAGGACGUUGUUAAGUCUCUUCAACGCGGUUCUAUUGUUGGCGGGA